GUUUUCUUUCUUCCAGUCGCGUCCGAUCGUCAUUAUGCGGGACAUCGUGGAGUGGCCGUAUGACAAGGCACUGCAGCUGAUCAGGAUGUUUCAGCAGCGGCCUGUUCUAUGGGACUUUGGACACGACGACUACAAAGAUCGGCGAAAACGUAACAAGACCAUGAGCGAACUCGCGAAACGAUUUCAUGUCAGCAAGGCUGAGAUCGAGAGGAAGCUGAGUAAUCUGCAGAGUCACUUCCGUCGCGAAGUGAGGAAGGAGAAGAUGGCAGCCACCAUUCCCAACAAAUUCACGGUCUACCGCAGCAAGUGGUUCGCCUAUCAAGCGUUGAGAUUUCUGCUGAACAGGAACAGGCCCAGACAAAGUCAAGCCGCGACCGUUGGCAGCGAUGCAUUGGCGGCACAGCGGCGAAAGUCGAGGAUGGCGGAUGUCGCGAUGUCGGAAGUAUCCGACAAAAGCCGCCAGUGCGUUGUGAUGGCGACGCGUCUUGAGGAUUCCGAUAUACCAACGAAAUUGCAGCCUCUACGGAGCCCUCCCGUGAAAGCGAUCACACAUACGAGGACCAAGAAGGCUGCGUACACUGUAAACGGUGCUGCCUUCAAUAACUUUGUAUACGUUGACGCGAAUCAACAAAGUAAGACGAACAAUAGCCAGAUCAAUUAUUGGAACGAGAUGCGGAACAACGUGGACGGUCAAGACUCGAUCGGAUUUGCGACGGAGACAGGCGAUGAGGCUCGACAAUCGCAGAACAUCACCGAUUUCAGAAACGCCGAGCCAAACGAGAGCGCUCCUGUCUCAUCCUUCCCCUCGAGUGCUGAUAAACGAAACUACAAAGUGAUAUCCGAGGACAUGAUCUUACCAACGAUUAAUUUUCUCCUCGCUGAAGCGAAGGCGCGCGACUCGAACCAGCCGGAAUUGAAUUUCUAUCGGAGUCUUAUUCCGGACAUUAUGAAACUUUCCGAGAAGCGACGCAGGGAAUUCAAAGAAACGAUGCUGCACUCACUGCACGAUUUUUUGGACCAGGAAGAAGAUGAAUGUUCUUUCGACCGUCAAAACUAAGUAAAUCAAGUAGAAUUAACGUCGAAACUUUCGACGAACGAAUGUUAUUUCCGUCGACUUUUUAGCGCACGAAAUAUCAUUUAACAACUAGCGGCUUUUGUCGCAGACGAUUCGACUGACAAAAAGUCGACGAGUAACAUUGAGAGCCGUGAAAUUUUUUAUUCCGAUUUUUUUAUAUAGCCAACAGUUACAUACUUGGAGGAUAAAAUAUGUAUAUAUUUAUAUUAAUUUAUAGAAUGUAUUGAUAGGUAAGGUCAAUAGGAUAUAAAUAUUUUUAUAACGACUAUCUUUUGUUACAUCUUCGCGAAUUAUUUCGUUGUCAAACCAUUGUCACACCCUGUAUAGAUACUUUGCUCAUACUAUGCACUCUAUGCAUUCUUUGCUUAUUUUUAUACUUACACGCAGUAUUGUACUUUGUAGAAAUGAUCAAUAAACGCCUAUGUUUAAUAUUUUCUAAUACUUGUAUGCAGCUUGUAUUCUCAGGGACUUUUCUAGCCAAGGAGAUGAUCGCGAGGGCUACGAAAAGGAUUGCGAGAUAAUUUAGACAAUUGACAAGACCGAUUAUUAAGAAGGGAAAAGUGUGCAGACAAUCCUGAUCAAAAUUUUAUGAAAUUUCUGAAUGUUAAAUACCUGAAUACCUUAUAGAGUAUCGAUUAUCUGCGAGAAUCAUCAAUGUAGUAAGAAAUAGAAGUAUCGCAAGCACACAAAUGUACGAAUGCAACAGAGAACACAGAGUUUUUUUUGAUCACGAAAACGAUC
Molecule: messenger RNA, 1816 nt
Organism: Harpegnathos saltator (Jerdon's jumping ant)
Lineage: Eukaryota; Metazoa; Arthropoda; Insecta; Hymenoptera; Formicidae
Exons: 2
Coding region: 35-1057 (340 amino acids)
Molecular function (GO): DNA binding
Source: RefSeq, a predicted model, not a curated record